This is a messenger RNA of Planococcus citri (citrus mealybug), 3917 nucleotides long. RefSeq lists its product as uncharacterized. The record is from RefSeq and is a predicted model, not a curated record. The transcript is spliced from 6 exons. Bases 241 to 2979 code for a protein of 912 amino acids. NCBI's taxonomy places the organism in Eukaryota, Metazoa, Arthropoda, Insecta, Hemiptera, Pseudococcidae.
AGUUGCAGAAGAUAUGUAUGGGUGCCUAAUUUAUUUCAUCGUCCAUAUUUUUUCAUCAAAUUUUUAUCUGCGAUUUAAAUUUAUAGAUAUGAUAUUGAUAUGAAAAUUAUGAAUCUCUGACUAGUCCUUCGGACAACGAUUGCUUAUACGUGCAGUCACAGUCCUCUGUUUCCACAUUCUAGCCUUAUUCGCGUUAAUUAAUUGUAAGCAUAAACAAGAUAUCAUAAUUUCUACGCGAGAAUGAUGGAAAAUAUUUGGAUUAAAUUCGUUCUCGUCGUUCAAGUGCUUGUGGGUCGUUCGGCAUGCAAUUCUGUCAAUCCAAACCUGGGUUUACCACCAGUAUAUGUAGGACCGAAUAGCAAUGGCGAACCAUCUAACGAAUCAUUAUCGGAAGAAACAAAAUCAUCAAAUACAGACUACGAUAUUGCCCGAGUUCUACAUCCUAGACAUUGGACCAGCAUUCACACGCAAACAAGUAAUUUACUUAUAAAGAGGAAUGCCGAAUAUUUUGAAGAACUGAUUACAAAUAACGUUAUCGUGGACAAGAGUUUAUUAAUAAAGCAUAUAUUUGAGGAUUCAGAAUCGGAUCAUUUGUUAAUUACUGGACCACGAAAAUGGGGAAAAUCCACUAAUUUGAAAAUGAUUCAUACGUUCGCCGAAAAACUCGACAAAAAUGGAGAAGUUAUGGUACCUGAAAACACUCUAGCGUACAAUUACUUCAAAAAAGGUAAAUGCCUGGAAAGACAUUAUUAUUAUGGACAAGACGUGAAUAUGAUGAUUGACAUGACAGAACCACCUCUUAUAUCUGAAUAUCAAACCGUUCUCAAGUACCAUUUAUUGAAAUAUUCCGUAAUUCAUUUAGAUUUCACGAUGGAUAUACCAUUCACAUUUCAGGAGUUUCUUAAACUUUUUCGAGGAAACAUCAUCACCACUUUUAAAGAGAAACAAUAUUUACGUGAAAAAUUGCGUGACAUUAAUACCGAAGAAACCGCUGAAAUGUUGACAAAAUUUAAUCGCAUUGUAGAUACAUUUCAGCAUGCUCCCGAUAACCAACUUUUGAUCGAAAGCGUGGAAUUACUCUGCACAUGUAUUCGUACCUGUUACCCAGAAUUACCCAUACUUAUUUUGGUAGAUGAAUACGAUAUUAUUUUCAACGAAAUCUUCUUUUCCGGUGAUGUUGAUCAUAACGACCCCGAAGUGAAACUGAUGAUUAAAUUUUUCAAAGACUUCACGAGCAAUUCAUUUCGGAGCUACGAAAAUUCCGCAUACCAGUAUUCCAAAGUUAUAUUAACGGGAAUUUGCAAACUGAUUAACGCGGAUUUAUUCGCAAGUUUGAGUAAUUUUGAAGAGUGGAGUAUGUUUGAAGAACCUAAUAUUUAUCCUUUUUACGGAUUUACAGCUAAUGAAGUCGAUAUCUUACUCGAUAAGAGAGGAAGGUUAGCGGACAAAGAAAGAGUGCAUGCUUUAUAUGCCGGAUACCGUCCUAUCACACACCCAGAUCGUCCAUCAUUUAAUCCAAUUUCGAUGAUUUGUUACUUGAAUGCGAAAGAAUUGGGAACAUAUUGGAUCAAAACAGGGGCCAAACUCAGUGCCGAGUUACCAAAAUUGUUCAAAAGUUUUCAAAUAAGACUCGCCUUCCAGCCGUUUUUAACAGACGUCAAGAUUCUUCGCGUUUCCAAAAAAGCAAUUAGCCCUUCGUUAGACGAAUUAAAAGAAAUAUCUGAUUUAAGACGCGCAGAUAAAAUAAUAAAACCACUCUCUGAUUCAACAAUUGAAUGGGCCAUCGGCGUAUUACUUUCUAUCGGAUAUCUCAGCCUCAGUGAACGUCAGCCCACAUAUCAAAAAUCUUUCCAAAAUGAUGGAGAGGGUGCCCAUUAUCGUGAGUACAUCUAUGUCACAAUCCCGGAUCGAGAGAUUGGGGAGGAUUUCGUUGACGAACUCCAUAAGUACUGUUACCAUUUACAAAAUCGCUAUUCGUCUCCAUUCGACAACGCGACGGUCGCAUUUCGAGAUUAUUUUUAUUCCGACAAUGAUUAUUAUCAAUUUCUUCAACUCAAAACAUCUCUGAAACAAUUGUUUAGCACAGAAGGAUUGUACGAAAAUGUGGUAAAUGAUUUCAAGCAGUUGUUUGACCAAAAAAAUGGAAUACCCGAAGAGCAAGUAGACCUAGGGUUUUCAUCGAAUAACGAGGCUGCCACACAUUAUAUAAUCUUCGAAACAUUAUUGAACUGGAGACGAGAGAAUCCAGCCAUAAGCCUAGGGACCGAAUGUUCAUUCGAUUAUACAUCUCCUGUAAUUCGAACCAAUAAAUAUCGAAUUGAUACGAUUAUAUGGCAUCGCGACACAGUUCUGAUUAUAGAAACGAAAGAGGAUAAAACGGAAACCCUCGAUGACAUUUUAAGUCGAGCUCGUAAUUAUCUGCUCCUAUUCGCCGAGCGAAAAUUCGAAGUUUAUAAACUCAUUGGUAUGGACGUGCUCGAUAAUGGAGAUGGCGGCGUCCCUAUCAUAAAGCUGAAACAAGAAAUUUUGGGCCAAAAAAAUGUACAGGCAUUUUACAACGAAUUCAAAGAAAUGGAGGAAGCGGCGAUAAAACUAAACGCGCAAGAUAACAACAUAACCGACGAAAAAGAAAUUAAGACGGCUUGGAGACAGCUUGAGGCGAGAAAAGCGAAACAACUCAUUGAAAAAGUUAGAAAUAAGAUGCCCAAGUCCGAUCUGUUGGUACCACCAAAUUUUGAAAAUGAACUUCUUCCUAAUUUACGCUGUGAUCCAAUGACAUGGUCAAUCGAAAACGUCGAUUCAUUUUUUGCCUUCUGUAAACAGCAGUUCAAACUAACAUCAGUCAAGAAAUUCCCCUGCAGCGGAGAAAUGCUAGUUGCACAGGACCAGAAACUAUUUGAAACAAUGUGCCAGGAAGGUGGUGGUCUUCAUGUAUUUAAUGCAUUACAAUACAUCUUGAAAAAGUACUCGACUGAUUAAACACAAGAUAAGUCAUUGCUGUCUGCAGCUGUUACUCACGAGCCAACAAAACGCUCACCAUAGGAAAACCAAAUCCGUUUAUCCUCAAAUUUUUAUUGCAAACUCUGGACAAGCUUGAAAAUUACGCAAAUAUUAUCGAAUGGAGACACGAUUCGGGAAAACAUAGCUUUAAAAUCAAAAGCACACUGAUGAAUUCAGUAAAAGUUGGACUAGAAAAUCAUAAGUUCAAAAAGUGAUGACGAAAACAUUAAAGAUAAACUUGAAAAGUUUUCCUCAGUUGGUCCGUACCAUACAUUUGCAACCUAGUAGAGAAAAAAAUAUCGGGUACUCCCAAUAGUUACCUAUUUACUUUGAAGUGCUCCUUAUUGAUAUUUGAUAGUAUAUUUUUUUAGGCUUGGGGUUCAGGUUCUUAUUUAUCAGAUUGGGGUUCUAGGUUUCAGACUUGGGCUCAGGUUUGGGCUCGGUUCAGACCACCAGCCCUAAAAAAAAUUUUCAAAUCGAAGUUCUUCCUCUCUAUGAAAAAAUAGGUAAAUCCCCUUCAAGUUGAAACUGACCUAAUCCAAUAAUAACCAUGUAUCUGAAAGAAGGGGAUGUCAAGGGGGUCCUCAAAGUAGGGUCCCUUCAGAAAAAAAAGGGUGAUUUUUUUACCAUUGACACUUCCAUAAUCAGAUACUGGAAUUAGCGCACUCGCGCAGUGCAUGCUUAUAAGGUGCAAUUUCAGUUUCUUCCUGAGAUCUCAUGCUUAAUUUUUCAACAGUCUAACAAAAUGUCGGAAAGUCAUCGAACUUUUGCAACGCAUCGAUUUCCAAUUCAAUUAGUUUUAUUUUUGUUUUUUUUUUUAAAUUAAUUUUUAGUAAAGUCUUUUUCAUUUUGAGAAUUUGAAAAAAUACGUAGGUAUCUACUUUUUUAUUUCUUAAAAUAAAUAAAAUUGAUUCCAG